GCAAUACAAUAUCAAUCCGUAGAAUAUAUUCCCAACACCCAAUCACCAAUGCUUGAAUACAAAAAGGGGUACUAGGCCAAUGCGUACUGUAUAUAUCAACCAACUCUCAAGAAAAAUUCCUUUCUUCAUUUAAUUUAACACUGGGCAAUAUUAAUUCAAGAAAGCACUCUUUUUUACACCAAACUUUCUUCAAAAACACCCCCUUUGAUUGUCCCCGGGUGUUCACCAUUCGAUUGUGUUGAGCCAUGGCAACUCUUGGGGAUAUUGGGGUGUCAGCACUCAUCAAUAUACUCACUGCUUUUGCCUUCUUGCUGGCCUUUGCUCUGCUGAGAAUUCAGCCUGUGAAUGACAGGGUUUACUUCCCCAAAUGGUAUAUUGAGGGCAAGAGGAACAGCCCUAGGCACAGAGGCAACUUUGUGCACAAGUUUGUGAACCUCAAUUUCAAGACUUACCUCACUUUUCUCAGCUGGAUGCCUCAGGCCAUGAAGAUGAGUGAGGCUGAGAUUAUCAGCCAUGCUGGCCUUGACUCUGCUGUUUUCCUGAGGAUUUAUACUCUUGGCCUAAAAAUAUUUGGGCCAACAGCUAUUGUGGUGCUUUUGGUUCUUAUCCCGGUCAAUGUGUCAGGCGGAACAUUGUUUUUCCUUAGCAAAGAUUUGGUCGUUAGCGAUGUUGAUAAGCUGUCCAUAUCCAAUAUUAGUCCCAAAUCUCUGAAGUUCUUUGUGCACAUAGGAAUGGAAUACUUGUUCACGUUUUGGACGUGCUAUAUUCUGUACAAGGAAUAUGGCCGAGUGGCGUCAAUGAGAUUAAAGUUUUUGGCUUCACAAGGCCCGAAACCAGAACAGUUUACAGUUAUUGUAAGAAAUGUACCGCAUCAAUCUGGCCGUUCAAUUUCAGACAGUGUAGAAGGCUUUUUUAAGAAGAACCACCCGGAUCACUAUCUUUGCCACCAGGCUGUCUAUAAUGCAAACAAGUUUGCCAAACUUGUCAGGAAACGAAAUAGGCUUCAAAAUUGGCUCGACUAUAACCAGCUUAAGCUCGAAAGAAAUCCGGACAAGAGGCCAACCAGUAAGACAGGCUUCCUUGGACUUUGGGGCAAAAAAGUUGAUUCGAUUGAGUACUAUAAACACCAGAUUAAAGAGUUUGACAGAAUGUUGACAAUAGAGCGUGAGAAGAUUCUUAAGGACCCGAAGUGUAUCAUUCCCGCUGCCUUUGUAUCGUUCAAUUCGAGAUGGGGGGCAGCCGUAUGUGCACAGACUGAACAAAGUAAGAACCCCACGCUGUGGUUAACAAAUUGGGCUCCUGAGCCUCGGGAUAUAUUUUGGAAGAACCUAUCGAUAUCAUUCGUUUCACUGAGCAUCCGGAGAUUGGUGAUAGGAGUAUCGGUGUUUGCUUUGGUCUUUUUCUACAUGAUACCUAUCGCCUUCGUGCAAUCACUGGCAAAUUUGGAAGGUCUAGAAAAAGUUGCCCCUUUCCUCAGGCCGUUAAUUGAAUGGAAGUUCGUAAAGUCUUUCCUACAAGGUUUCCUUCCCGGUCUAGCCCUAAAAAUUUUCCUGUAUGUUCUUCCAACCAUUCUGAUGAUCAUGUCAAAGAUCGAGGGGCAUGUGGCCUUAUCAGUGCUCGAAAGGAGAUCUGCAGCGAAAUAUUAUUACUUUAUGUUGGUCAAUGUAUUUCUCGGAAGUAUUAUAGCGGGAACAGCGUUCGAGCAACUUGACGCUUUCGUUCACCAAUCAGCUACCCAAAUACCGAGAAACAUUGGAGUAUCGAUACCUAUGAAAGCGACUUUCUUUAUUACAUAUAUAAUGGUUGAUGGGUGGGCUGGUAUUGCGGGCGAGAUUCUUCGAUUGAAACCUUUGGUCAUUUUUCAUCUCAAGAACAUGUUCUUGGUGAAAACCGAAAGGGAUAGGGAAAAGGCAAUGGAUCCCGGGAGUGUAGACUUUCCCGAGACUCUCCCAACUCUUCAACUCUACUUUCUUCUCGGGAUUGUCUAUGCUGUGGUUACACCGAUCCUCCUUCCUUUCAUACUCGUCUUCUUUGCUCUUGCAUAUCUUGUAUAUCGUCAUCAGGUAAUCAAUGUUUACAACCAAAGGUAUGAGAGCGCAGCUGCAUUUUGGCCACACGUUCAUGCUCGUAUAAUAGCAAGCUUACUGAUAUCGCAACUGCUUUUGUUGGGUCUGCUCAGCACUAAAAAAGCUGCAAACUCGACUCCUUUGCUUGUUGUGUUACCAAUUUUGACGUUAGCAUUCCAUAAAUACUGCAAGAACCGAUUUGAACCAGCGUUCAGAAGAUAUCCUCUCGAGGAAGCAACGGACAAGGAUAUGCAAGACCAUCCCGAAUCCAAUGCCAAUCUGAAAGCUUUAUUAGCUGAUGCAUAUCUGCAUCCAAUCUUCAACUCAUUUGAAGAAGUCGAGUUGGUCGAGGUGAAAGUCGACAAAAACCAGUCUCCAAGCCCGAGCCCUGCAGCUAGUGAACCCGACGACAAAAACCAGUCUCAAGCCUCGAGUCCAUUAAGCGAGCUCAGUUCUCCAUCUCCAACUCAUCAGCACGCCCAUAAUCAUGACGACGAGCAAUCACAGAAAGUCCAGCAUUAUGAGGCCGGGCCGCCUGGUGAUAUCUUUCACUAUGAAUAUCAGCAAUCUGAGUAUAUGUAUCACUAUGAUGUGGAGUCAUACCAUCAUGGAUAUCAUUACUAGAAGGAAUGAUAGGUGAGUUCUUCUUAGAUCUCUAACAUAAUUAGUUUUAGUUGUAAAUUAUCCCCUCAGUGUAAAUGCAAACUGGUUUUUUAAUAAGUUUUUAUUAUUGGAUUGUUUUCACGAA
This is a messenger RNA of Ipomoea triloba (trilobed morning glory), 2814 nucleotides long. Its product is annotated as CSC1-like protein At1g32090. NCBI's taxonomy places the organism in Eukaryota, Viridiplantae, Streptophyta, Magnoliopsida, Solanales, Convolvulaceae. Gene Ontology annotation, molecular function: calcium-activated cation channel activity. The transcript is spliced from 11 exons. The record is from RefSeq and is a predicted model, not a curated record. Bases 246 to 2690 code for a protein of 814 amino acids. Gene Ontology annotation, cellular component: plasma membrane.